AUGUUUGAUAACUUCAUCACCUCCAACACUGGUGCCGCUUCGAUGACCCCCAUAGCCCUAGACCCCGCCGAGGGCCCCUCGCCGGCCUCUCGGCCCCGCAUCCUCGUCCCCGAAAAGGUGUCGCCGGACGGUCUCGCGCUGCUGACCCCCCACUUUGACGUCGACGUCCGCCAGGGUAUCGCCCCCGAAGAGCUUCUCGCAAUCAUCCCCAACUACCAGGGCCUUAUUGUGCGCUCCGAGACCAAAGUCACUGCUGAGGUGCUGUUUGCGGGCGCCAAGCUCAAGGUGGUGGCACGCGCCGGUGUCGGCGUCGACAACAUUGACGUGCCCGCCGCCACUUCUCGCGGCGUCAUCGUCGUCAAUUCGCCCGCCGGCAAUAUCGUCGCCGCCGCCGAACACACAGUCGCGCUGCUGCUAGCCACAGCGCGCAACGUCGCACGCGCUGAUGGCGGCUUGAAGAACGGUCGGUGGGAGCGCGGCCAGCUAGUCGGCAUUGAAGUCGGCCGCAAGACGCUCGGCAUCGUCGGACUCGGAAAAGUCGGUUUGCGCGUCGCGAGCAUGGCCAAAGGUCUGGGCAUGAACGUCGUAGCCGUCGAUCCGUACGCAAACCCAGACAUGGCCAAGCAGGCCGGCGUAGAGCUGUACCCAGGCCUGCACGACAUGCUGCCUAUCGUCGACUUUUUGACCAUUCACACGCCGUUGCUGGCAACGACCAUGAACCUCAUUGGUGAGGCCGAGUUUAAGACGAUGAAGAAGACGGCACGAGUGUUGAAUGUGGCGCGAGGCGGAGUCUACAAUGAAGCUGCUCUUCUGCAAGCUCUAGAUGAGGGCUGGAUUGCUGGCGCCGGUCUUGAUGUCUUUACCUCGGAGCCUCCUACAGCCGACUCUGUCGCCUCGCGUCUGACCCAGCACCCCAAGGUGGUCGCCACGCCGCACCUCGGCGCCUCGACUGUCGAGGCCCAGGAAAAUGUAUCCAUGGAUGUAUGCACCCAGGUCCUCGAGAUUCUCCGCGGUGGCCUGCCUACCAGCGCCGUCAACGCCCCGAUCAUCCUACCCGAGCAGUACCGCAAGCUGCAGCCCUCUGUCUCCCUCGUCGAGAAGAUGGGCAAGCUGUACACGCAGCACUUUGCCGGCAACAAGAUCAACAUGGUCGGCGGCCGAAAGUUUGAGCUCAUUUACCACGGUGAGCUUGCCGGGCUACCCAACACCAAACCACUGCUGGCCGCGCUCGUCAAGGGCCUCGUCGCCUCUUUCAGCGACUCCAACGUCAAUAUUGUCAACGCCACGCAGAUCGCCAAAGAAAAGGGCCUCACCAUAAGCGAGACGCACGCGCACGACUCGGCUAAGAACCAGUUUUACGCCAACCUCGUCACGCUCAAGUCGCACCCCGACGACGAUUCCGAUGCCCAGAGCGGCGGUGGCGCGCAAGUCAUCGAGGGCUAUGCGGCCAACAAGCGCCUCUACAUUUCGCGCCUUGGUCGCUUCAGCGCCGCAUUCCAACCCGAGGGCACUCUCAUCAUUUUGCACAAUUACGAUGAGCCUGGCAAAAUUGGCGGCGUUGGCACCGUCCUUGGCUCGCACGGCAUCAACAUUCGCUUCAUGCAGGUCGCGGCGCUGGGCGCCGAGUUCCGCGGCGACUCGACGCCGCCGACUGACGACGGACUGCAGUCAAGCCCCUCGCAGGAAUCACUAACGGACGUGCAGAAGCAGCAGCAGCAGGCAGGUGACGAAGCACUCAUGAUUCUGGGCAUUGCCGGCAAUGUGGACAAGACGGUCAUGGACGACCUGCAAAAGGCCGAGGGUGUGCUGAAUGUGAGUGUUGUGACUCUUUAG
Messenger RNA from Beauveria bassiana ARSEF 2860, 1833 nucleotides. RefSeq names its product D-3-phosphoglycerate dehydrogenase. The coding region runs from base 1 to 1833 and encodes 610 amino acids. NCBI's taxonomy places the organism in Eukaryota, Fungi, Ascomycota, Sordariomycetes, Hypocreales, Cordycipitaceae. Gene Ontology annotation, biological process: L-serine biosynthetic process. The record is from RefSeq and is a predicted model, not a curated record. Gene Ontology annotation, molecular function: phosphoglycerate dehydrogenase activity; NAD binding. The transcript has a single exon.